AUGUCGGCCGCCGCCUCCACCUUCACGGGCGCUGCCCUGAACGUUCGCCAGAAGGCCGGCGCUCGCCGCGCCGCGACCCGCCAGGUCGUCGUCGCUGCCGCGCCUUCCUACGUUCCCGACAUGGGCAAGCGCAACACGAUGAACCUCCUCCUGGCCGGCGCUGCCUCGCUGCCCAUUGGCGCUCUGGCCGUGCCGUUCGCGCUGUACCUCGCGCCCCCCGGCUCGGGUGGUGGCGGUGGUGCCCAGCCUGCCAAGGACGCCCUCGGGAACUCGAUCAAGUCCAAGUCGUGGCUCAAGGACCACCUGGCCGGCGACCACUCGCUCGCCCAGGGCCUCAAGGGUGACCCCACCUACAUCAUCGUGAACGCCGACGGCAAGAUCGAGGACUUCGGUGUGAACGCCGUCUGCACCCACCUGGGCUGCGUCGUGCCGUGGAACUCGGCCGAGAACAAGUUCAAGUGCCCUUGCCACGGCUCCCAGUACAACUUCCAGGGCAAGGUGGUGCGUGGCCCCGCGCCGCUGUCGCUGGCCCUGGCCCACCUCGAGAUCGACGACGGCGACAACGUCCUGUUCUCGCCCUGGACUGAGACUGACUUCCGCACUGGCCAGGAGCCCUGGUGGUAA
Molecule: messenger RNA, 624 nt
Organism: Pedinophyceae sp. YPF-701
Lineage: Eukaryota; Viridiplantae; Chlorophyta; Pedinophyceae
Source: the annotation of a GenBank genome assembly